CGUACGAUAUUAUUGCUAUUAGCAUUGUUAUACCGUUCCGAGGUGCACUCGCUCCGUCGUCCGUCGCCGUUCGUCUCGACAGUUUUUCGCGCUUCUCGGCCGUCACCCGUUACGUUCGCGUCGUACGUCCAAAACACCAGUCGGCCGCCGUCGUGCGUCUCGAAAUCCACCGUUCGCCAACGAACAUAAAACCGGUGAAAGCAGAACAAAAAUUCGAACACGUCAAACCCAACCGCUGCUGCUACCCCGAGAUACCGUUGGCCGUACCUACUACCCACCUGUAAUACUUGUACCGACCACCUGGCUUGUACGGCACGACUGUCACCGCAUCAUCGUCUUACCGAUCCGGUCGUGAACUUAUCGCACUCCUCCGCUGUCACAACUGGCUGCGUCCGCUCGACCACACAAGCUUGUUAUUAUGGGUACAGCGUCGGCCAACUUUUAGAGGGAUUUCACCGACAAGAGAAAUAACGCGAUUCGUCAACCGCCCGCCGCAGCUCGAACCUUGCCGCUUGUUCCGUUUUAAUUGGAAUUUCAAUAAUCAAAAUGCCAGCAUCAGGUCCCGUGUACCAGCCAACUACAGUAAGUUAUGAACAACAAAACGAAUGGUCGCAACAAUCAAAUGGUUUGCUCAAUCGUACCCUGAAUCACAUCCGUAACCCAAGAUGGUUUCAUUGGUCAUUCAUUCUGAUCAGUUGGAUACUGAUCGCCAUCGGUGUAUUUUUGUUCCUGUACAUUACCACCAACUUUGUUCGUUCUGAUGAUACUAAAGAUAACUAUACAGAAGAUAUAGCAUAUUUGGUUAUCGGUUCUUUCUGUUUUGUGUUUGGUGUCGCUUUAUUGAUCGGUUAUUUCCGAUACAUCAAGGACAAAGAAAGUUGCCCUUGCUUCAAUAGUAAAGCUCGACAACUGGAAUCACAAUCUUCCAAUGGACAAGUCCUUACAUUGAAUCCAUCGACUGAUCUUUUGAUGGCAUCUGCCCAGUAUGGACCAUCAUCAGAAGCUCCACCAACAAUUAUCGAAGAAGAUGAAACCAGAAAAUUAAUGGGAAACGAUAACAAAGAUUGCAAUGAUGAAAGGGAUCACAUGUUGGUAACAAGCAACCCUCCAGUAGCGGCGCUCCGCACACAUGUACCAAGUGGUAUUUCGCCGCUUUCUGGUGAAGAUGCUUGACUUGAGGCCAAUUUCACUGACUCUCUAUCGGGCAUCAAUGACUAUUAUUACAAAUACAACAUUCCCACACUUCACAAUCACUAUUCUCCACAAACACCCAUCCACAACAAAGCACAACCACGCAGCUGCUGGACUGCACCACUUGCAUUGCAUGACGACCUGACACCAUCAAUAUGUUCGUCUGUUUGUAGUUUGGAUAAGGUGAAAUAAAAUCCUUUUACCAAAUA
Messenger RNA from Sipha flava (yellow sugarcane aphid), 1400 nucleotides. RefSeq lists its product as uncharacterized. The transcript has 5 exons. NCBI's taxonomy places the organism in Eukaryota, Metazoa, Arthropoda, Insecta, Hemiptera, Aphididae. Bases 547 to 1173 code for a protein of 208 amino acids. The record is from RefSeq and is a predicted model, not a curated record.